This is a messenger RNA of Salmo salar (Atlantic salmon), 5358 nucleotides long. RefSeq names its product DNA topoisomerase II alpha (gene top2a). Lineage: Eukaryota; Metazoa; Chordata; Actinopteri; Salmoniformes; Salmonidae. Gene Ontology annotation, biological process: DNA topological change; sister chromatid segregation; resolution of meiotic recombination intermediates. Gene Ontology annotation, molecular function: ATP binding; DNA binding; DNA topoisomerase type II (double strand cut, ATP-hydrolyzing) activity. Gene Ontology annotation, cellular component: nucleus. The record is from RefSeq and is a predicted model, not a curated record.
UCUUAAGCUGUCUGAUAGGUCCAUCUUGUUGGCGGGCGCGAGAACGUUCGAAGUUUGAACAUUUCAAACGUUAUGAGGAAAGCGAAAACAAGCGCCCGUUAGAGGUUGCAAAUAUUAAGGACAGAACGUGAAUAACCUUUACGGAUAUAAAAACUAGCUAGAUAAAUUGGCCAGAGGCUCAGAAAACUCAAGUUAUCAAGCUUCCGGAACAGAAUACAGCAGAAGAAUGUCUGAACCAUUGAAGAGCUUGUUUGAGAACAAGGUGGUGGAGAAGACCAAGAAGGACCCUAACCGCCUGUCAGUGGAAAGGAUCUACCAGAAAAAGACUCAGCUGGAGCACAUUCUGCUACGUCCAGACACCUACAUUGGCUCUGUGGAGCCUGUCACACAGCAAUUGUGGGUGUAUGAUGAGGAUGUUGGAAUGAACUGUCGAGAUGUGACCUUUGUACCAGGUCUCUACAAGAUCUUUGAUGAGAUCCUUGUGAAUGCUGCCGAUAACAAGCAAAGGGAUAAAACCAUGACCUGCAUUAAAGUAAACAUUGACCCUGAGAACAACUCCAUCAGUGUGUGGAACAAUGGGAAGGGCAUCCCUGUGGUGGAGCACAAGGUGGAGAAGGUCUAUGUGCCAGCUCUCAUCUUCGGACAGCUCCUCACCUCCAGUAACUAUGACGACGACCAGAAGAAGGUCACCGGUGGACGCAACGGCUAUGGUGCCAAGCUUUGCAACAUCUUCAGCAGCAAGUUCACCGUGGAGACAGCCUGCAAGGAGUCCAAGAAGACCUUCAAGCAGACGUGGUAUGACAACAUGGGGCGGGCUGGGGAACACAAGAUCAGGUCGUUUGACGGCGACGAGUUCACGUGCAUCACCUUCCAGCCGGACCUGUCCAAGUUCAAGAUGCAGACCCUGGACAAGGACACGGUGGCCAUCAUGACCCGACGGGCUUACGAUAUCGCCGGUGCCACCAAGGGAGUCCGCGUGUUCCUCAAUGGCAAAAGGCUACCCGUGACGAGUUUCCGUAACUACGUGGACCUGUACCUGAAGGACAAGGUGGAUGAGCUGGGCGUACCCCUCAUUGUGGUCCAUGAGGUGGUGAGCGAGCGCUGGGAGGUGUGCCUCACAUUGAGUGAGAAGGGCUUCCAGCAAGUCAGCUUUGUCAACAGCAUCGCCACCACCAAGGGUGGGAGACAUGCUGACUACGUGGCAGACCAGGUGACGUCCAAGCUCAUUGAAGUUGUCAAGAAGAAGAACAAGGCUGGCGUGGUCGUCAAGCCUUUCCAGGUGAAGAACCACAUGUGGAUUUUUGUCAACUGCCUGAUCGAGAACCCUACCUUCGACUCCCAGACCAAGGAGAACAUGACCCUGCAGCAGAAGAGCUUCGGUUCCACCUGCCCCCUCAGUGACAAGUUUAUCAAACAGGCCAACUCCUGUGGGAUAGUGGAGAGCAUCAUGAACUGGGUGAAGUUCAAGGCCCAGACGCAGCUCAACAAGAAGUGCUCUGCCGUCAAGCACAACAAGAUCAAGGGAGUGCCCAAACUGGACGACGCCAACGACGCAGGUGGUAAGAACUCCAACGGCUGCACUCUGAUCCUGACGGAGGGAGACUCGGCCAAGACGCUGGCCGUGUCUGGUCUGGGCGUGGUGGGCAGAGACCGCUACGGAGUCUUCCCUCUCAGGGGAAAAAUGCUCAACGUGCGGGAAGCCUCACACAAGCAGAUCAUGGAUAAUACUGAGAUCAACAAUGUCAUCAAGAUCCUGGGGCUGCAGUACAAGAAGAACUACAGCGACCCAGAAUCCCUCAAGUCCCUGCGUUACGGCAAACUCAUGAUCAUGACCGAUCAGGACCUGGAUGGCUCCCACAUCAAGGGGUUGCUUAUCAACUUCAUCCACCACAACUGGCCCUCACUGCUGCGCCACAACUUCCUGGAGGAGUUCAUCACCCCCAUCAUCAAGGCCACUAACAAGAAGCAGGAGCUGUCCUUUUACAGCAUUCCAGAGUUCAAUGAGUGGAAGGACAUGCAGCCCAACAUCAAAUCUUGGAAAAUAAAAUACUACAAAGGUUUGGGUACCAGCACUUCGAAGGAAGCGAAGGAGUACUUCUCUGACAUGCAUAGACAUCGCAUUCCCUUCAAGUACGCUGGACCUGCCGACGACGAGGCAAUUACCCUGGCCUUUAGCAAGAAAAGGAUUGAGGAACGUAAAGAGUGGCUGACCAACUUCAUGGUCAACAGACGCCAGCGCAGGGAGCACAACCUGCCUGAGGAGUACCUGUAUGGUCAAGCCACCAAGUCCCUGUCCUACAAUGAUUUUGUCAACAAGGAGCUUGUGAUGUUCUCUAACUCAGACAACGAGAGGUCCCUCCCCUGCCUGAUCGAUGGUCUGAAGCCGGGCCAGAGGAAGGUGCUGUUCUGCUGCUUCAAGAGGAAUGACAAGCGGGAGGUGAAGGUGGCUCAGCUGGCUGGUUCUGUGGCCGAGAUGUCAGCCUAUCACCAUGGAGAGAUCUCUCUCAUGAUGACCAUCGUUGGCUUGGCCCAGAAUUUUGUGGGCAGCAACAACUUGAACCUGCUGCAGCCUCAGGGUCAGUUUGGCACGCGGCUGCACGGUGGCAAGGACUCUGCCAGCCCCCGUUACAUCUUCACCAUGCUCAGCCCCCUGGCCCGUCUACUCUUCCCCGCGGUGGACGACAACCUGCUGAAGUACAACUAUGACGACAACCAACGCGUGGAGCCCGAGUGGUACAUCCCCAUUAUCCCCACCGUGCUAGUGAACGGCGCCGACGGCAUCGGCACGGGCUGGGCCAGCCGCAUCCCUAACUCCGACAUCCGCGAGAUCGUCAAUAACAUCCACCGCAUGCUGAAUGGGGAGGAGCCGCUGCCUUUGCUCCCCAGCUACAAGGGCUUCAAAGGCACCAUUGACCAGCUGAUGACCAAUCAGUACAUGAACAAUGGAGAGGUGGCCAUCAUCGACAGCACCACCAUCGAGAUCUCUGAGCUGCCCGUCAAGACAUGGACACAGGCCUACAAGGAGAAUGUGCUGGAGCCCAUGCUGAACGGCACAGAGAAGGUCCAGGCCCUCAUAACCGACUACAAGGAGUACCACACGGACACCGCGGUACGCUUCGUGGUCAAAAUGACCGAGGAGAGGCUGAGGGAGGCCGAGGCGGCUGGCCUGCACAAGGUCUUCAAGCUGCAGCAGUCCCUCACUUGCAACUCAAUGGUGCUGUUUGACCAUGUGGGCAGCCUGAAGAAGUAUGAGUUGGUGCAAGAUAUCCUGAAGGAUUUCUUUGAGUUAAGGAUGAAGUACUACGUUCUGAGAAAGGACUGGCUGGCCGGCAUGCUGGGGGCAGAGAGUGCCAAGCUCACCAACCAGGCCCGGUUCAUCUUGGAGAAGAUUGAGGGAACCCUGGUCAUCGAGAACAAGCCAAAGAAACAGCUCAUCCUCAUGCUGACGGAAAUGGGCUACGACUCCGACCCCGUUAAGGCAUGGAAAGAGGCUCAGGAGAAGGACAGGAGUGUGGAGGAAACCCAGGAUGAUGAGGAGGAGGACAAAGAGGAAGACGCCACUGGGCCAGACUACAACUACCUGUUAAACAUGCCGAUGUGGUACCUCACCAAGGAGAAGAAAGAGGAGCUGUGCAAACAGAGGGAUGCCAAGAUGACCGAACUGAACACCCUGAAGAAGAAGAGCCCAGCUGAUCUCUGGAAGGAGGACCUCGCUGCCUUCACUGAGGAGCUGGAGCGUGUGGAGGAGAAGGAUCGGCAGAACGCCAACAUGCCCGUGGUGAAGGGCAAGGCUGUCAAGGGCAAGGUGGUGAAGGUGAAGCGGGAGACCACGCCCCAGGGGCGCCGCGUCAUCCCACGCAUUACCAGCACCAUGAAGGCUGAGGCCACCAGGAAGGCCGUUGUCAUGAAAGGCAAAAAGGGUGAGGAAGUGGUGAUGAAGAUGGAGUUUGAUGCACAUGGAGGAGAGAACGGAGAGAUGGCUGCUGAGGAGAUUGGCCUAGCAGCGCGAAUGACCAAGAAACUCAAAGCACCAGCCAAGGACAAAGUAUCAAAGGCAUUGGGCAAACAGACCACCCUGUCGUUCAAGCCCAUGGCGGCCAAGAAGAACCCGUGGUCUGACGACUCUGGCUCAGACAGUGAGAUGGUGAUUCCACUGGAUGUUGACUCAGUGGUACCCAAGGAGAAACCUGAACGCAAAGCCAAAGCAGCUGUGAAGUACAUGUACAGCAGUGAGGAUGAGUUCGACUGUGGGCUGAGCUCCCCCAAUAAGGCAGCGUCCGUUGAUGACGACUCCCUUGUCCCCAAGCCCAACGCUGCGAUCGAUAGCGAGGCAGACUCUCCACCGCCUAAGGCUCCUGAGCCCACAAAGAUGGUGAAAAGCAAAUCAGUGACUGUAAGUGAAGAUAAAAGCAAAUCCAGCUCUCAGUCUGAUGGCGACGAUGCGACGGCCUCUAUGCCUCCAGCCAAACCCAAGGCAGCCCCCAAGAAACCAGCAGCCCCCAAGAAACCAGCAGCCCCCAAGAAACCAGCAGCUGCCAAGAAGAAGCCUGCAGAUGUGAAGCAGCCGUCCAUCGUGGAUGCUCUGUCCAAGCCUAAGCCAGCCUCCAAAACCGCCGCCAAGAAGAUCCCGUCGUUUGACUCCAGCGACUCGGGCUCGUCCGAUGCCCCGACUAAGGCUGCUCCCGCCAAGCGCAAGGCCCUGGACAGUGACGACUCGGACAGAAGCGCUGAUGACCUCAUGUCCCGCAUCAAGGGCAAGAAGACUACCGUCGCCAGCAAGAAAACAAAAGUAUGGGAUGAUGACAGCUUCCAUAUGUCAGAUGAGGAGGUUGUGGCUCCCAGGAGCAAAGCAUCCCGUGCCAAGAAACCUGUCACUUACAACUUUGAAUCAGACUCUGAUGAGGGCUUUUAGGUUGGAGCAUCCUGUUCUCUUAUAUGGUCAAUGUCUCCUGUUAUCAAGGAUAUUACAACUGAAGUCCCUUUUAAUGAAUCAAUGCUUUUAUAUACUUCACUGCCGCUUGGCCAUUUAUGGCUUUGCUUUGUAGCAUUAGAAGUCUUGAUUGCUUUUGCACAGAAGACGGUUGGUUAUAUUAGAAUUUUAUCAUACCUGGUAGAAAAAUAAGACUUGUUUAAAAGCUAAUAACAAAAAACGAUGUCCCAUGAAGGAUUAUUCUCACGCGUUUUGCAAAUGGCAAACUAUUUGACAAAUGUUAUGCUGAAUAAUUUCACUAGUUUUAAUCUAUUCGUUACAUGUUCAGUUUUCUGCUUUCAUCUUUUUAUUCAUGUCUUGUCAUGUAAAUAUUUCAUUGGAUGUCUUUUUAUAUUUGUUUUGGGAAAUAAAGUAGUUGCUGCUUAUCA